AUGUGUUGUACCAAGAACGCGGGAGGGACUGUCAAUAUCCUAAACUAUGUGUUCUUCCGGGAAAGAGAGGGCAACUUCUUCGCACUUAUCAUUUUGACAAGAAAAUGGGAUUCUCGUCAAUUGCAAGAAAGAGGGGUGAAGAGCGGGAAGGGAAGGGACCAGAGCGGGCUGUCUACAAGUGGGCAAACGCUGGGCAGAAGUUCUCCUAAGCAUUUGACCUAUGAAGUGCUAGAAGUUGCCUGGAGUUGGGACAAAAGCUGCCCAGAGUUGGGGAAGAAGUUGCCCACAUUUACCGAGAAGGUCCAUUGCGUUUGGAGGUAUUCUGGAACCAGUGUGGUCGUUAAGGACUAG
Caenorhabditis briggsae is the source of this 351-nucleotide messenger RNA. The record is from RefSeq and is a predicted model, not a curated record. Bases 1 to 351 code for a protein of 116 amino acids. The transcript has 3 exons. Lineage: Eukaryota; Metazoa; Nematoda; Chromadorea; Rhabditida; Rhabditidae.